CGGCCAAGGAGUAACGCGCACUUGUCCGUCUCCGGUGUUUCGAGAGUAAUGAUGCGGGUAUGCUGGUUGGUGAGACAGAAUAACCGGCACCAGCGAAUCAAACUUCCACAUCUGGAAGCAGUCGUGGUUGGGCGAGGCCCAGAGACCAAGAUCACUGAUAAGAAAUGUUCUCGACAACAAGUGCAGUUGAAAGCGGAGUGUAACAAAGGAUAUGUCAAGGUAAAGCAGGUAGGGGUCAAUCCCACCAGCAUUGACUCAGUCAUAAUUGGGAAGGACAAAGAGGUGAAGCUGCAACCUGGCCAGGUUCUCCACAUGGUGAAUGAACUUUAUCCAUAUAUUGUAGAGUUUGAGGAAGAGGCAAAGAGUCCUGGCCUGGAAACAUACAGGAAGAGAAAGAGGUCAGGCAGCAGUGAUUCUGUAGAAAGGGAUGCUGCCCCGGAAGCUGAGCCCAGUACAGGACUGGAACCUAGGAGCAACCCUAGCCAGUCCUUUGUGCCUCCGAACAAGGGGACAGAUAAAUCUACGAAAAAGAAAUCAUUGGGCCACUGGAGCCAAGGCUUGAAGAUUUCUAUGGAGGACCCCAAAAUGCAGGUUUACAAAGAUGAGCAGGUGGUGGUGAUUAAGGAUAAAUACCCCAAGGCUCGUCACCACUGGCUGGUCUUACCAUGGACCUCCAUUUCCAGUCUGAAGGCUGUGACCAAGGAACACCUUGAGCUCCUCAAACACAUGCAUGCUGUGGGAGAAAAGGUGAUUGCAGAUGUUGCUGGGUCCAGCAAACUCCGCUUUCGAUUGGGCUACCACGCCAUUCCCAGCAUGAGCCUAUUACACCUUCAUGUGAUCAGCCAGGAUUUUGAUUCUCCUUGCCUCAAAAACAAAAAACAUUGGAAUUCUUUUAAUACAGAAUACUUCCUAGAAUCUCAAGCUGUGAUUGAAAUGGUACAGGAGGCUGGCAGAGUAACCGUCCAAGAUGGUAUGCCUGAACUCUUGAAGCUGCCCCUCCGUUGUCACGAGUGCCAAAAGCUGCUGCCUUCCAUCCCUCAGCUGAAAGAGCAUCUCAGGAAGCACUGGCCCAAGUGAUUCUGUGGAGCCUGAACUUCUGUAUUAAAUCAAAAUUGGCAGAUGUGUUCUCUAAAGUGCAAGAGAUUCUUUGCAUCCAUGCCUUCACCUAUAAAGUAAGUUUUUUUUGAUAUUAGUGUUUUAUUGAGAAAAGUACACAAAACCCACCUGUGUAUACAACCUCAGAUGAACAUAACCUCACACCUCCUGUUUUCUUACAAAAGCAUCAUUUCUUAGGAGUAAUGUCUUGCUCAUUUCAGCACGUAUCUCAGUUAAUUUGAUUCCUUUUCCUCCAGGCUCAAAAUAAAAUCAAACUCCUCUUGGGUCAGGGGCUGACCUGUGAGUCUCUGGAGUGUGAAGA
Molossus molossus (Pallas's mastiff bat) is the source of this 1417-nucleotide messenger RNA. It is a transcript of the gene APTX, whose product is annotated as aprataxin. The transcript has 9 exons. Gene Ontology annotation, molecular function: mismatched DNA binding; single-stranded DNA binding; single-strand break-containing DNA binding. The coding region runs from base 49 to 1077 and encodes 342 amino acids. NCBI's taxonomy places the organism in Eukaryota, Metazoa, Chordata, Mammalia, Chiroptera, Molossidae. The record is from RefSeq and is a predicted model, not a curated record. Gene Ontology annotation, biological process: single strand break repair; double-strand break repair. Gene Ontology annotation, cellular component: nucleus.